Pristis pectinata (smalltooth sawfish) is the source of this 3542-nucleotide messenger RNA. RefSeq names its product discs, large (Drosophila) homolog-associated protein 5 (gene dlgap5). Bases 35 to 2593 code for a protein of 852 amino acids. NCBI's taxonomy places the organism in Eukaryota, Metazoa, Chordata, Chondrichthyes, Rhinopristiformes, Pristidae. Gene Ontology annotation, cellular component: spindle pole centrosome; cytoplasm; nucleus. The record is from RefSeq and is a predicted model, not a curated record. The transcript has 18 exons. Gene Ontology annotation, biological process: regulation of mitotic cell cycle; signaling; centrosome localization. Gene Ontology annotation, molecular function: microtubule binding.
GUUGGAGUGUUGUGCUGAUCCCAGACACCGCGACAUGGAGUCCAGGUCCAGCCGCUUUGCCGAGCGUUACAAGACGGUGGGGCUGAGCGUCGAGGCGCUGCGGGUGAAGUGCGCCCGCCGCCGCUCGGCCGCGCAGAAGGAGAACCGGCAGCGCACCUUCCGCAGGAGCCGCCGCUUCGAGCCGCUGCUGCCGCCGCCCGCUGAGGAGGCUGGGCCGUCCGCGGAACCAUGUGAGACUUCAGUGUCAGUACAAAGUUCUCGUUUGGCUCUGCUGCGACGUUACAAAGAGGAAAAGGCACUCCGAAAAUUGAAGGAAGAACGCGAGAACCCCAAACGUGUCUUCAGAGUUGGGGUUUAUAAGCCGGAUAUAAUCCCAUUUCGAGAUUUAAAACCCCUGCCACCGAGAGUUCCGCCCAUAUCCAAAGCCAAGACAUCAGUGCCUUCCAGUGACUUAAGAGUGACUAGGUCAAUGACCAAAAAUCAGGAGUUACGUGGGACUCAGCCAGUUGGAGCACCCAGAUUUGCUGCUCCCAAGAGUGGCCCUGUUAAAGCCAUGGCAAUUAAGGCUAAUUCUACGGACAUGCUGGAAUCCAGAACUCAGCAACAAAGGGGGAAUCAAAAGGCUGGGACAAAAGGAACAACUGUUGGAAAGAAAGAAGAUGUCAAAGCUGCAGCUGUUGCACCAUUACAGACAAGGAAGCAACCUGAGCCAAAAGUUCUUGGACCUGUACCAGCUACCAAGCCUCUGCUAAGAAGCAAAACCAAGAAACCAGACAAGAUGCUGGAAAAUUCCAACUCCAAACCGAUUGCUGUAAAGCUAAAGUCAGACCCUUGUGUAGAACCAUAUACGAAGGCUAUUCCUGAAAAAGAGGUUCAGCCACAGACUUCUGAGAUCCUGCCGAAUGAGAAUGAUGGGGACCAACUGCCACUGAAUGCACCAGUAGGUGUUAAAAAGGUGGAGAAGAAAGUCUCCUUUGCCCCUGAGAACUAUGUCUUCGCACCUGGGCCUGGAUUUGAACAAUUCACAUUUACCCCACUCAGCCCACGAAGUGUGAAUAACUUCUUUGCCUCUCAUAGCUGGAGUCCUGCCAAACACCAGUCGAAAAGCAACACUGAUCUUGUUACACAAUUUGCUGUUGAAGAAUCAAAGGGAAAUAUUUGUGAAUCAGAAGUUGAGCCAUCAACUAUGCCUAAAGAACAAACUGAAGAACCUGAUAGGACUGCUUAUGAAGUACACAUAAGUAAGCCACAACAACCUUUUGGAUACUCUUCAAAUGAUGACAGCGGACCAGUCCAUGACGUUGCCUAUUUCAGAGGAGUCGUCGCAUCCGAGACACAAAAUUUGACUCUCCUUUGCCAGCAGUGGGAUGAAUGGGUAAAUUCUGAGGUGGUCCCAGAUGGUGUUAAGGAUCUGCUUCGUUCAGCUGUGGGACAGGCACGCCUCCUAAUGGCUGAACGAUUCAAGCAGUUUAAUGGCCUUGUCAACAACUGCGAGUUCAAGACAAGUGAAAAAGAAGUCACCUGUGCAGAUCUAGAAGGGUUUUGGGACAUGGUCUACUUCCAGGUUGAGGAUGUGAAUAAAAAGUUUGAGCAUUUGAAGAAGAUUCAAGAGAAUAACUGGGAGGAGCCAUCAUUGCCCAAAAGAGUAGUCAAGAAAAAGGCUACCAGGUCAAAACCAGUAGAAGUAAUGAAAGUCAGUGCAGCACCAACUAGCCGUUUAGCAGCUGUGAAGGCAGCUAUGAAGGCCAGAAUGAAACAGGAAACGGCAGACUCCAGCAGUAAAGAAUCUCAGAAUGAUGUCAUUGUGUUUGAUGCAGGAUUCUUCAGAGUGGAGAGUCCUGCAAAAAGCUUUCCUGCGACUCCCAAAACUUGUUGUACAAAUGACUGGGCAUCAAGACAAAGAUCAAAAGCACAAUGCAGCGCUACCAGAUCAAGUUUCUGUCCUUCAACUAUUCCUGCCUCUCCUGCACUGUAUGUGGCAGGCAAUCCAAGCCAACAGACUUGUGACAGCUUUAAUACAGUGACAAAUACAGAAUUGCCUGGAAUGACAAACUUCAUUAGUUCCAUGGCUAGAGAGGGUGCUCCACAGCAGGGUACUUGCUCUGGAGGGAGCAGAGAACAGAUGGAAUUUGAAAAGUACCUCCAGCCCAGGGAAAGUACUCUCAGCAUGCCAGGAGCACUGCAGUCCCCAUUUCAUAAUGAGAAUGAUGCCAAGUCCAGUUGCACCCAAAAGAACUCUGCACAUGGCAUUGAGCUACCAGAAGAAAUGAAAUCUUCAGUGGAUGAUUGUGUGGAAAUGGCAAGUCCAGUGUGUGAGCGAUCUUCAAAUGGUGCCCAGCUAAUUUCACAGGAAGUUUUUCCAUUGACCAAUAAUUCAGGUCUGCUGACCCCCAAUUCCGUUGCAACCACACUUAAAGCUCCUUGUUCAAAUUCUGUGGGUGAUUUGUUGGCUGAAGGAAAUGCUAUCCAUAGAAUGCAGAAUGAAGGAAAUUACAUGAGCCCUUUUGAGACAAUUAGAGAAGACCACCCGGUGCUUCCAUUUCAAGCAGCUCUCCAGGAUUUGAUAUCAUUCAGUCCCAGUGGAACCCCUUAAUGAAGAUUGGAGAACCAGACCUGUUGUUAUUAAAGCCACCAACCAUCAUGAGAUGAUGAAGGACUUGUAAUGGACUUGAAGGCUAUCUUAAAACAUUAUGGAUUCAUUCUAAAUGGACACUGUUGCUGCCUUAAUGUUUGGAGGGGAGCACACUGAAUGCCAAAGCCAUAUUUAGUGCUGAAUGAAUAAUGUCUUUUGAAUGUGAGUCUUGUAAUGACGCUAGGGUUCUCGAUCCAGCACUAGGCUCAACCUAGCUGAUCAGUGGGCCUUUGCUUGCAGGUGCAUUUUCUGCCAUUGGAUAGUAAGAAGUCACUAUGCUGCAGUAUUUAAUUUGUCACUGCUGUGGUUGGUUUGGCAUUCACUUGUCUGACACAAAUUUCUUGAUGUUCUGUGGAUUGUUAAAUUCUUCCAUCUGAAAGGAAAGGAUACAUCCAAAUGUGCUUAAAAGCAAUAUUGGGUUUGUGAUGUUUCCUAAUCUGACAUGUCUUCUAUAUUUCCAGCUCUAAAGACUUGCUGCACAAAGGCCUGCAGCAUCCUAUAGGAAAGAGUGGGGUCUUUGAAGUGCUCAGGUGUAUGCCAUUGUGUCCACGUCAUGGGCACCAUUAGCAGCACUAAAUAGCUUCUGAGAAAUGGGCAGACAAUUGCAUUGAUGGCUUCAUGAGAGGGCAUCUGCUGACUUGAAGUUUUAUUGAUCUGCGAACGUGCAAAUACUACACUUGUUCCCAAAGUUUUGAAGUUGAGUUGUUAAUGGCACCCUAAACUAAAAUGACUACCUCACUAACAUGGGUCUCCACUUAAUUUGCUAAUUUCAACAUUACAGAAGAACAUUUAUUUGGAUUUUUGAUGAAAUGAUGUAAUGUGAAAUUUGUAACUGCAUAACUAUUACCUGUAUUGCUUUGUAUCAUUUUGUUUAAAUAAAUGUUUGCAUGUCUCUAAUUUUGACUAACCA